AUGGCUUCAGUGGUUCCUGUCUGGCUAGUGUCGGACAGGAGAGGGAAAUUUACUCCAACAGACCCUGUUGCCAUUUGUCCUGUAUUGAGUGCUGAGAAUUCUGUUAGAAGUUGUGUAGCAAAGCUGUUCUUCACUUGCUCCCUAAAGGGUCAUUAUUGCCUCUACAGUAAAUCCAGUUUUAUUCUCAUCAGCCAAGAACCUCAGCCGUGGAUCCAGAUCAUGUUCCUAUUUCAACAGAGCCUGUUUCCUGAGCCCCUGUCCAUACAGAGCCAUUCUGUGCAAUUUCUCAGAGCUCUGUGGGAGAAGACCCAGGCAGAGGGUGCUCACAGCUUUGAAACAGCCAUGAUGGAGUCCACAUUCCCACAGCAGAAGGAUCUGGACCAGGUACAGCUCCAUCUGGAAGAAGUGAGGUUCUUUGACGUGUUUGGCUUCAGCGAAGCAGCAGGAGCAUGGCAAUGCUUCAUGUGCAACAACCCUGAGAAAGCAACUG
Molecule: messenger RNA, 490 nt
Organism: Balaenoptera acutorostrata (minke whale)
Lineage: Eukaryota; Metazoa; Chordata; Mammalia; Artiodactyla; Balaenopteridae
Product: ventricular zone-expressed PH domain-containing protein homolog 1-like
Exons: 4
Biological process (GO): regulation of signal transduction
Cellular component (GO): plasma membrane
Molecular function (GO): phosphatidylinositol-5-phosphate binding
Source: RefSeq, a predicted model, not a curated record